AUGUCUGGUACCAACCCGAAUUCGUCGUUCGAGGCUGGAGUGAGCACUGCCACGACCGAACACAAACUGAGCCGAUCUAACAAUGUUAUUCUUAUCGAGCAGUCCGAAGUAAUAGACAAGGAAGCAGCAUACAAACAACGUCUCAACAGACCGUUCAAAGUCAUACAACAUCUUCCUUUGUCUCAGCAGGAGCCAAAUUAUGAACAGCUAGACAACCCUCUUUCGAUCAGAGAUUCUGCUACUCUGUAUAAUUCGCUGAUAGUGUCUCGUCAUCAUUGGCUUCAUAACGUUUUCAAGACUUUCUGGACUAGACGAGAACAAUACAUGACUCCUGCAGAUGGCCGCAAAAAAGACCGACUCAGCAAGAUGUGCGACAUGAAGCUCGUUGCCGGGCCGCAUACUUUUGAGAUUCGACUGUUUAUUUUGAAAGAGGAGGAGAAGGAAAAGCGGUAUUUCGAAGAGUUGGAACGCAGAAGAGAGGAAAGACAAAAACUUCGAGAUGAAAGACUGAGCAAGCCUUGUGAUCCUGUCAAGAACAACUCAAUAACACCAGUCAAAAAGGAACCGUCUGUUGUUGCCCCUUCGCCCAAAAUAGUCAAGCCACUGCCGCCUCCUGCGUCCCUUCCCGAGCCAGCGCCGCCAAAACCAGCUGAGGACGGAAAGUCUAACGAUUUAAUGGCCAACCCUGAAAAUGCAAUGAUGAUCCAAAAUCUGAAUCUCAUUGCCCGCUCAGAUCCACAUCUCAGCUCUCUAAUGAAAAUUGUUGCAUCUGGUAACGCUUCCAGCGACCAGAUAGCAGAAUUUCAACGCUACAUUCAAAGAGCUCGUCAAAUGGGGAAUCCAGCAAGCUACUACCAAAGAAUUCAACAACAGAACCAAGAAAGACAGGAUUUUCUUCGAAGAGCCCAGGAUCCUGCAACUGGUGAACGCAGACAGCUUACCAGAGAGGAGAGGGAGCGUUUAAAGCAAGAGGAGAAGGAGAGGAAAGCCAAAGAAAAAGAAGAAAAGAAAAAGAAAAAGCAGCUUCAAAAAGAGCAGGAGAGAUUGGAGAAGGAAAGAGAAAGACAAGAGCGCAAGGAACGCAGGGCACGGUUAGAAAGAGAACGUCAGGAACGGCAAAAAUUGAACCUUGGCCCUAUAGACUUUGGCGACGAGUUUGAAAUGGACAAGGAACGAGAAAGAAGAGAGAAGAGAGAAAAGAAGAGACAGGAAGAAAAAGCUAAAUUGGAGAAGCUGCUUGCUGGAGACGACCGGCUAACGGCUUUCCAAGAGAGGUACACAAAGGACGCUACCCUGAUUAUUGAGUUUCACGAAAAUAACUCCUCAAGAUUUUAUUUCCCCAAGGACUCAAUUAUCGAAAUUAUUGACGAAAGAGACAAAGCUGAUGAUGAGAACGAUGACCGUCCCCUGGAUGAUAACUCAAAAGAAGGCUCGCUCAAACCGGCAGUGUCCGCAUCUCCUCCUCCUUCAGCAUCAUCUUCAGACUUGUCAAAAAAAUACAAAAAAAUGUUCGUUGAAUUGCUGAUCUCUUUUGUUAUGGUUCACAAUCAGCGUGAGAUCGAUGCCUAUGAAAUGCGAAAAAAGAGGGAGGAAGAAGAAAAACUGAGAGCUGAAAAGGAAAAGGAAGAACUGGAAAAGCAAUCAGAGCGGAGUGUUGAGAUAAAAGAGGAAGACGAAGAGAAUGGGGAAAUAGAGCAUGAAGAAGCUGAAGAAGCGGGAGAUAAAAAGAAGACCACCAAAAAGAAGAGGAAAGCUAAACGGAACUGGGGACCGGCAAAAAGACAAACAAGAACUUCCAAGCAGGUCAAUGACGAGGAUUUGGAACCCCAGGAUUUUGGAGAUGAGGAUGUCAAGCCUGUCCCAAUAUAUUCAACCAGCACUUUGAGAUUGGUGGAAGUUCCUUACAAAUUUGCAGAACUAAUCAAAAACAGCGCAAAUCCGCUUCCAGAGGUACAACAGAAGAUGAAGGAUAUUUUUGCAACGGGUAAGAGGCUUACCAAGUAUCAUGUUUGGUACCGGCUUGACGGCCUUAAGGACGAACUGUUGGCCGAAACACUGCGUUUCAAUUUGAACCGCCUUGAGUACAUCAGUGGAGGUGGUAAACUGAAAGGAAAGGCAAUGUUAAAGCGUAUCGUAGAAAAGUCUGGUUCCGAAGCCGAAGUCAGCAAUAAACGGCAACGACGGUCUCAAGUUUGA
Ogataea haglerorum is the source of this 2196-nucleotide messenger RNA. RefSeq lists its product as uncharacterized. Gene Ontology annotation, biological process: chromatin remodeling. The coding region runs from base 1 to 2196 and encodes 731 amino acids. NCBI's taxonomy places the organism in Eukaryota, Fungi, Ascomycota, Pichiomycetes, Pichiales, Pichiaceae. Gene Ontology annotation, cellular component: Swr1 complex. Gene Ontology annotation, molecular function: ATP-dependent H2AZ histone chaperone activity. The record is from RefSeq and is a predicted model, not a curated record. The transcript has a single exon.